GACGCGCCCUCCUUGUGUUCUGACCACCAUCACGCUGACUUAGAUAAACUUUGAAACAUUCUGCCCCGUGUUGUCUUUAUCACAAUUGGUCUCUCAAUGCUCAUGUGGACAUCGCACAGAUCAUCGGAUAGAAGAUUCCCAGAUCGCAUAUGCUUUCAGUCCGUUCUCAGGCUGUAACGCCGUUCUGAAUACGAACGGAUCCGAGAUGCAGUUCGCUCUUUAGCAAAGUAGCCGUAUGAGUAUUUUGAAGUUCUAAAGCGCUUGUAAAGCAAUAUGACUUGACUUCGGUGAGUUGUGUUCUGUACGGAGCAAGCAGAGCUUGACUGACACGAAAUGAGAUGGUUCGCAGACUAUAAUCUUGAUGGUUCCUUCAUGUACAGACGAACAAACCCGCUUUUCGUCUGGUGUUUUGUCCUUGGUGUACAUCGCCAAUCUUCUUUCAUCCGCAGACGUGUACUUUCUCAAGCAAUACAGAUAUCAACAGGUACCUAGGCCAGCUGGUCACUCCCUCACCGUUCUCGUCAGGGUGAUCAAACAGAACGGGCUCCAUCCACCUGGAGUGUGCUUCAAAUAGCGCUAAGCGCCCAAUUUUAAAUUGAUUGUGUCAGUGACACAGCCAAAGGCACCAAUUACCUUGCCCAAUUUGUGCACAACCUAACUCACCCAAUCCGAUCUCGCCGCUAACCUUCAGGUCAGGGGGUACUGAUCUUUGGCGAACGCCACCCAGCUGAAGCUGCUAGCCCAUCAAGCGCGCCUACUGGGAGGUUUAUCAGUCUGACCUCAACCGUUCCGUAAAAUGUUUCUUCUUCCUUCGCGCCGCCCUCUUCUCCCUUCUCCUUCUUCUUCAUCGCGCCCGCGAAUAUGGGCAAAUUCCACUUUCUCUCUUUUGCUUUGUGUGUGCUUCUGUUGGGGGAGGGUGUGUCGGCCGUUGCGUGGCCUUGGAGGGUGAUGGGGAAACGGGAUGAUGCACCGUUCGUUCCGGUCAGGAAGGACAUUCCUCUCCAAUUCGAUUCGCAGGGGAAAUAUGUAAUCACUGUUGCAAUGUCCCAGAAUACCCAACGCUUUAAUUUUACGAUGACGACGGGUUCAGGUUUGACAUACGUUGCGGGAACGCAAUGCGUUUCAUGCCAUGGUGUUAAUCUUUAUGAUCAGAGCAAGUCGACUACUGCCCAGCAGAUGCUGAAUACGACGAAUGUUGCGAUCUUCAACGCCACCACCUCGGCAUCGCUAGUAAAAGAGGAUUGUGCUCUGACGAUGAAAAACGGUUCUCUAUGGUCAUAUCCUAAUCAGACGAUCGUUGUUACAGACAGGGUGACCUCUAAAUACCAGGACAACCCCGGCUCUCUAAUAGGGAGUGGAGUCUCCGGUAUGGUUGGUCUUGGUUCGAAUCGAAACCUCGCACCUCGAUCCUCUUCCAACAACUCUUCAGUCUACGGCGGUAACUUCGAAGAUGCCAUCGGCGGGCAAUGGCUUCUCGCCAACCCACAAGCAGACAAUUUCACAUUCGGCUUGGCGCUCAAUAGUCCCAUCGUUCAAGCUGCGCUUCAAGGCGAUGACAGCCAGAAUAACGCAGCGGCGGGCGGCAGUCCCGCAAACAACGAUUCACCGGCUGGCACUGUACACAUGCUGCAGCCCGAUCACUCGUUCUACUCAGCUGAUACUUUGUCCUGGGCGACUGUGGAUAACUCUCUGAACCCUGAGGAUGAUCCUCAAGAUUGGACGGUCCCAUUAAAUGGGUGGAUAUUGAUCUCCGAUGGAAAUCAGGUCAACUCCAGAAAGACGCUAGUUGCGAAUGUGGAUCCCCUCUAUCAAGGGAUGUAUUUCCCAUUGGACUCAGCCACCUUGAUUCAUUCUGCCAUCCCAGGGUCUGUCCUUCUUCCGACCAUCUCAACCCUCGGAUCGCUCUCUCAAACAUGGAAGAUCCCUUGCGAUUCGAAGAUUACUUUCGGUAUCAUUGUAGGCUCUCAAACCUAUACAUUGGACUCUAGUACCCUUGUCAUCAAGCAAAGCGAUGGAACGUGUAUCAGUGGAAUCGAAGCUUGGACUUCCUCCAAUCUGAACUCUUACCUCUUGGGCGCAAGGUUCAUCAGCGCGGUGUACCUUAUCUUCAACGUUCCCCGCGAUGGUCCGGCUACCCUAGGGUUCGCCUCUCGUGAAGUACAAGCUUCCCAUAAGACCAACGUCGGCGCCAUCGUCGGAGGUACGAUCGGCGGAGUGGCACUAGUCAUCUUCUCUGGUAUUGCCAUCUGGUGGCUCUUCAUCCAUCACCGUCGCACGCGUGUCUACGCCUAUGAUGUUUCCGAAGAAGACAAGAACAGCCAUAACGUCCAACCUUACCCUCUCUUCCCACCGCAAUCCGAAGUUUCCAGUAGCCCCACACAGGGCAGUUUCUACCAGACUGCGACUUAUCGUACAUCGACUGUCCCCGGCUCUGAGCCUUCACCGUCACAGAUCCUGUUUGCACCUAGCCAGGUCUCGACACCUUCUCAGACGCCUAAUAUGCCUCUGUUGUUUGCUCAGAAUGCUGGAUCUGAGGAUGUACCUCCUGCGUAUGAGUCUGGGGAACAGAGUGAACACCCGACGGAUGUGAAGAAUCGGAAUCUGUAUCAGACGGUGUCCAGUUCUGGGGAGGGAUCUUCGAACAGUGGAGGGCCGCAGUAAAGUUGUGAUGGCUGCUGUUAAUUGCGAUUUUUCACUUUGAUUAUGUUCUCCGCGUUAUCAGUUCUGUUUGUACUGAACAUAUCUCGUCAUAGUGGAUCCGUCCUGCUUUCUGGUUCCCUGUCUCAUGGGCGGUGUCGUAUAUCCUAAAAAACAUCUGUCCUUUUGUGAAGGAUGUACUCUAAUUUUUUGUUACUCUAAAUGCAAAUUUCUGUCGUCUAUUCAUAUGCUUUCACUGGUGUGCACAACUGACGACGAUCGAUGUCGACUUACGAUCGGCCAUAGAAUGACGUCA
This is a messenger RNA of Somion occarium, 2953 nucleotides long. NCBI's taxonomy places the organism in Eukaryota, Fungi, Basidiomycota, Agaricomycetes, Polyporales, Cerrenaceae. The record is from the annotation of a GenBank genome assembly.